Molecule: messenger RNA, 849 nt
Organism: Eruca vesicaria subsp. sativa (arugula)
Lineage: Eukaryota; Viridiplantae; Streptophyta; Magnoliopsida; Brassicales; Brassicaceae
Source: the annotation of a GenBank genome assembly
AUCAUAUGCCUCCUUUGUUAUCUCUCUUCACUCUAUAAUAAUUUCUUUUUUUAGAAAAUGAAGAAUUGUUUCCCUUGUUUUUCCUGUUUCAAAAAAAAGAAGAAGAUAGUUAUACCGGAUAGGGUAAAGGAGCCAGAAGUCAAGAUCCAGCAGAAAGAUGUUCGCAGACGACCUAUUAACAUACAAAAUGCGAGUAAUACGCUCAAUCAGGAUGCCAGUAGCUCAAACGAGACAGUAUCGCAAAAUAAUAGAUUUUUGGAGCAGGCACAAGGUGUCGGUGCGGGUGCUGUUAAUGCUGCUGUGCAGGUCAAAGAUAUUAGUGUUGCUGCUGCUGGGCAGGUGAAAGUUAUAAGUGCCGGAGCGGUUGAGCAGGCAAGAGUUAUCAGUAAGGGUGCGUUUAACCUUCUUCCUAACAGUAUACAAGGGUAUUUUGGAAAGAAGAACGGUAUGAAAGACCAUAAUAGGGUAGUAGUGGGACUGCACCACUGGAAGAAAAACGAGAUGGAACAAAAUAAGAUCAGGCAGGAGAAGGAGGAAGAGAAUAGGAGGCAACAAUAUUUAGCGGAAGAAAAGCAAAGACAAAAUGAGAUCAGGCAGGAGAAGGAGGAAGAGAAUAGGAGGAGACAAGCUUCAGAAAGUAACUCAGGAGGAACCUCAAAGGUGGCAGAAAUCACAGGAAAUUUCUUGACCGCCAUGUCCUCGACACUUGCAUAUGCAUCCUCGAAAGCACUAGGAACUGAACAACCAAGUACAUCAGCGCAAACACAACGACCAAGUACAACGCAAAAACCAUUUCCAACACAAAAGGAAACACGACCAGUUGAAAAGAAAGGGAAGAAACGGCGGUAA